UUUAAAGGUCUUGGAAAAAACACAGCAGCCCCCUGCCUUAAAAAAAAAAAAAACAUGAAGUUUGAGAUAGCACUGAGUUUACUACUUGUGGUUCUUGUCGGAAUCACCAUCAUUCAAGGUUGUAAUGGCAAGGCCGUACAAUUCAUUUUCGGAGAUUCCUUGUCCGAUAACGGUAACAACAAUCGCCUUUCGAUGACAUUGGCUAAGGCAAACUUGCCUUAUUACGGCAUUGAUUUUGGCAAUGGUCUGCCUAAUGGAAGGUUCACUAAUGGCCGAACCGUUGCUGAUAUAAUAGGUGACAGCACAGGUCUCCCAAGGCCACCAGCUUUCUUGGAUCCAUCUAUAAAUGAGGAUGUUAUAUUGGAAAAUGGGGUAAAUUAUGCCUCUGGGGGUGGUGGGAUUUUGAAUGAAACAGGAACUUACUUUAUUCAAAGGUUGUCACUUUGGAAACAAAUUGAAUUAUUUCAUGGGACAACUGAAUCGAUAACAAAGAAACUUGGGAAACAAGCAAGCGAUGAAUUCUUUCAAGAAGCUCGUUAUGUGGUUGCUUUAGGGAGCAAUGAUUUCAUUAACAAUUACUUAAUGCCAGUUUACAGAGAUUCUUGGACAUACAAUGAUGAAACUUUUGUCGAAUACUUGAUGGAAACACUUGAAAAACAACUCCUGGUGUUGCACAAGUUAGGAGCAAGGAAGUUAAUGGUGUUUGGUUUAGGACCAAUGGGUUGCAUACCACUACAAAGGGUCUUAAGUACAACAGGAAAGUGCCGAGACAGAGCAAAUAAGUUAGCUCUUAGUUUCAAUAAAGCUGCAAACAACUUAUUAAUCAGUUUGGAACCUAAACUUACCAAUGCUAGCUUCAAGUUUGGUGAUGCUUAUGAUGUUGUAGAUGAUGUGAUUCGUAAUCCCUACAAAUAUGGAUUUACUAAUGCUGAUUCGCCAUGCUGUUCGUUGGGGAGGAUUCGACCAGCGCUUACAUGUACACCGGCAUCAACAUUAUGUGGAGAUAGAACUAAAUAUGUGUUUUGGGACGAGUAUCAUCCAUCGGACAGUGCCAAUGAACUUAUUGCUAAAGAGCUUAUAAAAAAAUUCGGAUUUACAGGAGUCGGUUCUCCUUCUCCAGCUCCAGAAUCCGACAUUGCUCCUUCCCCAUCUAAUUAAUUUAUAUAUAUACAUAUAAUGUUUGUCAAAAAAUCAACUUGCUUGUUUGGUUUAACAUCUUCAAUGAGUUUCUCCAUUGUAAUAAAUAUUUGGUUUAAAGCAUGAUUUUACUUUUAUAAUCUAUAUCACUUUUUUA
Gossypium raimondii (Peruvian cotton) is the source of this 1294-nucleotide messenger RNA. RefSeq names its product GDSL esterase/lipase At1g74460. NCBI's taxonomy places the organism in Eukaryota, Viridiplantae, Streptophyta, Magnoliopsida, Malvales, Malvaceae. Bases 55 to 1158 code for a protein of 367 amino acids. Gene Ontology annotation, molecular function: hydrolase activity, acting on ester bonds. The transcript is spliced from 5 exons. The record is from RefSeq and is a predicted model, not a curated record.